AUGAGUAUGGAAGAUUAUGAUUUCCUGUUUAAGAUUGUUUUAAUCGGCAACGCUGGUGUGGGGAAGACGUGCCUAGUCCGACGGUUCACUCAGGGUCUUUUCCCCCCAGGACAAGGAGCCACAAUUGGAGUUGAUUUUAUGAUUAAGACAGUGGAGAUUAAUGGUGAAAAAGUAAAGCUUCAGAUCUGGGACACAGCAGGUCAAGAGAGAUUUCGGUCCAUCACCCAGAGUUAUUACAGAAGCGCCAAUGCCUUGAUCCUUACCUAUGACAUCACCUGUGAGGAAUCCUUCCGUUGCCUGCCUGAGUGGCUGCGGGAGAUAGAACAGUAUGCUAGCAACAAGGUCAUCACUGUGCUAGUGGGCAACAAGAUUGAUCUGGCUGAAAGGAGAGAGGUCUCCCAGCAGAGAGCCGAAGAAUUCUCAGAAGCUCAGGACAUGUAUUAUCUGGAGACCUCAGCAAAGGAAUCCGAUAACGUGGAGAAACUCUUCCUUGACUUGGCUUGCCGCCUCAUCAGUGAAGCCAGGCAGAACACCCUGGUGAACAAUGUAUCCUCACCUUUACCUGGAGAAGGGAAAAGUAUCAGCUAUUUGACUUGUUGUAAUUUCAACUAA
Messenger RNA from Budorcas taxicolor (takin), 612 nucleotides. It is a transcript of the gene RAB30, whose product is annotated as RAB30, member RAS oncogene family. The transcript is spliced from 4 exons. Gene Ontology annotation, cellular component: trans-Golgi network. NCBI's taxonomy places the organism in Eukaryota, Metazoa, Chordata, Mammalia, Artiodactyla, Bovidae. Gene Ontology annotation, biological process: Rab protein signal transduction. Gene Ontology annotation, molecular function: GTP binding; GTPase activity. The record is from RefSeq and is a predicted model, not a curated record. Bases 1 to 612 code for a protein of 203 amino acids.